Messenger RNA from Paramuricea clavata, 423 nucleotides. Lineage: Eukaryota; Metazoa; Cnidaria; Anthozoa; Malacalcyonacea; Plexauridae. The record is from the annotation of a GenBank genome assembly.
AUGAACGCAGAGUUUGCAAAUUACGGUAUCCAUCGUAAUGGCCUUGUAGCACAAGUUAACCGCACCCAACUCGACUAUUACAGAUGGACUGUGACGGACGGCAUAUUUAAUGGAGUUCAACAAAAAGUACUCAAAAGCUAUUAUCCAAAAUGGAUAACAGACACUGAUAAUAUAUUUGUGAAACUUGAACACAGCCGUGAAACUGUGCCACUGUCUUGGGUUGUACCGACAAAGAAGAUUGACUUUGCAGGCAUGCCUGUGGCAAUUCCCAAGGAAUACAAGAAAUUUCUUGAGGCGCGGUACCCAUUUACGUAUCGGUUUAACAUAUUCACUCCAUACAAGUGGAAGUGUUGGCUGCCAUGUUGGAUAACAGGCGACAAAACAUGCAAUAAAUAUUUUGCAAAACCAAAAAACAAAGCUUAA